AUGAAUCUCCAACGGGUAAAGAAAACUGUCGUUGCGGGUAGCAGCAGCCUUGUCGACCUUCCCGAAUACAUCAUCACUUCGUUCGUCCCUGGAGCACGACCAUUGUUAGACAAACACCCGACCUUCUUCCGCUUCUUUGGACUUCUCCUGGCCCUCUACUACUUUGGCCCCAUCGCUCGGUUCAAAUCACUAUGGUCUCAGUUCUCCUCUGUUAUCGUUGCCACCAUCAACAUUUCGUCCGACGAAGACCUCUUCAGCUACCUAACUACCUACCUGUCAGAGCGGAAAACCCUCCGUGCGGAUCAGGUCUUGACCGCCGUGUCCGGCAACUCCCAGGAGGCAGGUCGACGGAGAAACCGGCGUCUCGACCCAGAUGUCGAAGAGACGAGGCGGGCUAAUGAAACUCCCAAGAUAAAUCGCAAGUACGGUGACGGCCACACCUACUACGGCAAUCGGUACAAAAGGAUGGAAAUCAUCUCCAUAUCCUGCCUGGGUCGCUCGACGCAACCCAUCAAGGACCUUAUCGAGCAUGUCUACUACCUGAACAAAGCCAAAGAGCGCGCAUUGACCAUUAUUCGAAGGCCGUAUAGAGGAGGCCAGACAUGGAGUCGUGUCACUUCGAAACCCCGGAGAGCACUCGACACCGUGAUAUUAGAUGCGGAGCAAAAAGUCCAGAUCAUCGCAGACAUGGCCGAGUACAUGGACGAGGCAACCAUGAAUUUCUACGCCAACCACGGUAUCCCUUACCGACGAGGAUAUCUUUUCCAUGGUCCACCCGGGGUCGGCAAGACUUCAUUCGCACUUGCGCUCGCUUCGAAUUUCAACCUCGACGUGUAUAAUCUUUCGCUACUGGAUAACGACUUGACAGACUCGGAUUUGAUUUCACUCCUCAAUCAGCUCCCUGGUCGGUCUCUCUUACUGUUAGAAGAUAUCGAUACUGCAGGUCUGAAUAGAAAAGGAGGGAAGUCCACUGUAUCAUCUCGAAAUUGGAACAGUCGACGUGGGAGAAUGCCUCCUCGUGACCCUGAGGAUUACGAUGUCGACAAUGACGAAGACAGUGGCUCUGCCUCACGCGUCACGCUGAGUGGGCUGCUGAAUGCGAUCGAUGGUGUUGCCGCGCCUGAGGGCCAUGUUUUGAUCAUGACGACCAACAAACCGAACGAACUUGACGACGCCCUCGUGCGAGCCGGCCGAAUCAGCGUGAGGGUGGGCUUUAGCAAUGCAAGUAAAAAGCAAGCAGAGGAGAUAUUUUUGAGAAUGUAUCUGGAUUUACCGAACGGCGCAAGUUUGAGGGAAACUGAGGAGGGAGCUGGAGCAUUCACGGACUCGAUGACUGCUCCAGCGCCUUCAUCUGACAGCGAGGCUGAAAAGCGUGGUUUUGAACUGCCAGACGACAUGGAAACCACCCGCCUGCGUGGUCUCGCGCAGAAAUUCGCCUCGCUGAUCCCCGAAGGCGAUUUUUCGCCUGCCGACCUUCAAGACUACCUUCUCAUCAACAAAAAGGACCCAGAGAAAGCGUUGGACGAGCUACCCAAGUGGAUCGAAGAUAUCUACGAAGAGCGGAAGAAGAGGGAAGAGGAGCGGGAGGAGGAACGAGAGGAGAAGAGGGAGAAGAACAAAGAGGAAAGGCGGAGGUUUAGGGAGGAGGUGAAGAGAGCCGUGAAAGGCGUUGAGGAAGAGGAGGACGAGGACGAGGAUGAUGCGGACGACAAGAGUAAAGCGAGAGAUAAGGAUGGGGGUAAAGACGCGGGAGCAGAAAAAGGCGGCAAUAGCAACAACAACAACAAGGCUGAAAAGGACACUGAUAGCGCUGGUGACGGUGACAAAUCUGGCCAGAAGAGUGAUGCUGCCAGCAAGGCCUAG
Messenger RNA from Fonsecaea nubica, 1863 nucleotides. RefSeq lists its product as hypothetical. Bases 1 to 1863 code for a protein of 620 amino acids. Gene Ontology annotation, cellular component: mitochondrial inner membrane. The record is from RefSeq and is a predicted model, not a curated record. The transcript is spliced from 3 exons. NCBI's taxonomy places the organism in Eukaryota, Fungi, Ascomycota, Eurotiomycetes, Chaetothyriales, Herpotrichiellaceae. Gene Ontology annotation, molecular function: ATP binding; ATP hydrolysis activity. Gene Ontology annotation, biological process: mitochondrial respiratory chain complex III assembly; protein insertion into mitochondrial inner membrane from matrix.